Lycium ferocissimum is the source of this 2205-nucleotide messenger RNA. RefSeq names its product jasmonoyl--L-amino acid synthetase JAR6-like. Gene Ontology annotation, cellular component: cytoplasm. The record is from RefSeq and is a predicted model, not a curated record. Bases 341 to 2080 code for a protein of 579 amino acids. NCBI's taxonomy places the organism in Eukaryota, Viridiplantae, Streptophyta, Magnoliopsida, Solanales, Solanaceae. The transcript is spliced from 5 exons. Gene Ontology annotation, molecular function: acid-amino acid ligase activity.
UCUUGUGGUUAUUUGAAAAAGUUCUGAUUUUAUGUUUAAGAUUCUUGAGUUGGGCCUGCAGAACUUUCUUGUUCUGUCUUUGUAGGUGUCAUCUGGCUUUAAUUAUUUCUACUUUCUUUUUUGGGAUUCUGGAGCCUCUUUUAGUCUUUUUUUCAAUAUUUCCCCUUUUUGGAAAUUCUUAUGUUGGACCUUUUCUUUAAGAACUUUUAGAAUUUGUGUGAUUCUUAAGAUUUCUCUCUAUUAUUUUGUAGUUUAUUUUGAGUCUUUUAUAUCUUAUGUUGACCCUGUAUAUCACAUAGGUGAUGACUUUUUAUACAGAGUGGGUGUUAGCUGAAAGAUCAUGAAGAUGAUAGUGGAAAACAUUGAGAAGAAAUUUGAUGCAGAAGAAGUGAUUGAGGAUUUUGAGGUGUUGACUAAAAAUGCUGGAAGAAUUCAAGAAGAGACACUUGAGAAGAUUCUUGAAGAAAAUGGUGGAACUGAGUAUUUGAAGCAAUGGGGGCUGAAUGGAAGAACUGAUGUUGAGAGUUUUAAGGCUUGUGUCCCUAUUGUCACUCACAAAGGAUUGGAACCUUAUAUUCAAAGAAUUGCUGAUGGUGAUCUUUCUCCUAUUCUUACUGGAAAGCCCAUUGAAACUAUCUCCUUGAGUUCUGGUACUACUCAAGGGAAGCCAAAGUUUGUACCUUUCAAUGAUGAAUUAAUGGAGUCCACCAUGCAAAUAUUCAAGACCUCUUUUGCUUUUAGGAACAGAGAAUUUCCAAUUGGGAAUGGGAAGGCUUUGCAGUUUAUUUACAGCAGCAAACAGUUCAAAACAAAGGGUGGUUUGGCAGCUGGAACAGCCACUACCAAUGUGUAUAGAAAUGCACAAUUCAAGAAAACAAUGAAGGCAAUGUCUACCCCAUGUUGUAGUCCUGAUGAAGUAAUAUUUGGUCCUGAUUUUCAACAAUCCUUAUACUGUCACCUUCUCUGUGGUCUCAUUUUCCGCGAUGAAGUUCAAGUUGUUUCGUCUACGUUUGCACAUAGCAUUGUCCAUGCUUUUCGUACUUUUGAACAAGUAUGGGAAGCACUUGUUGUUGACAUAAGAGAAGGAGUCUUAUCUAGCCGAGUCACUGUCCCGUCUAUAAGAUUAGCCAUGUCAAAAUUACUGAAGCCUGAUCCAGAACUGGCUGAUACAAUUUAUAGUAAGUGUGCAAGUUUAAGCAAUUGGUACGGCUUGAUUCCUGAACUCUUCCCGAAUACAAAGUACAUAUACGGUAUCAUGACAGGUUCCAUGGAGCCUUACUUGAAGAAACUGAGGCACUAUGCGGGGGAAUUGCCUCUAUUGAGUGCUGAUUAUGGUUCAUCUGAAGGAUGGGUUGGAGUAAACAUUAACCCGAAACUCCCCCCUGAGAUGGUUACUUAUGCAGUGUUACCAAAUAUUGGUUAUUUCGAAUUCAUUCCUCUCGGGGGAAAUUUCGAUGGAAUGGAACAAGUAAAUGAUCCAGUGGACCUGACUGAAGUUAAACUUGGUGAAGAGUAUGAAGUUGUCUUCACCAAUUUUGCAGGUUUAUAUCGUUAUAGACUAGGUGAUGUGGUCAAGAUAAAAGGAUUCCACAACGGGACUCCAGAACUGCAGUUUGUCUGCAGAAGGAACCUUUUGCUGAGCAUUAACAUAGACAAGAACACUGAGAAAGAUUUACAGCUUGCCGUGGAAGCAGCAGGCAAGCACUUAGGAGACGAAAAACUAGAAGUGGUGGACUUCACGAGCCAUGUCAAUGUCUCAGCUGAUCCAGGGCACUAUGUGAUUUUCUGGGAAUUGAGUGGGGAAGCAACUGAUGAAAUGUUGCAAGAUUGCUGCAACUGUCUGGACAAAUCGUUUGUUGAUGCAGGCUACGUGAGCUCCCGGAAAGUUGGUGCCAUUGGAGCACUUGAGCUGAGGAUUGUGAAGUGGGGAACAUUCCAUAAGAUAUUGGAUCAUUUUGUAGGAUUAGGAGGUGCAGUGAGCCAGUUCAAAACCCCUAGGUGUGUUGGUCCAAAGAAUAGCUCAUUGAUACAAAUACUGUCUAGCAAUGUUGCUAAGAGCUAUUACAGUACAUUUAAAUAAUACUCCCUCCAUCCCAAUUUAUGUGAUGGUUUGUGACUGGGCAUGGAGCUUUAGAAAAAAGGAAGGCUUUUAGAACUUGUGGUUAAAACAAGUCAUAGAUAUUUGUGUAGCUAUAAAUCAUUUCA